AUGCGGUUCCUGCACGCCCUCGUCCUCGCCGCAACAGCCGUCGAGGCCCACUACACGUUCCCCCGCCUCGUCAUCAACGGCAAGCCCGACACCGCCGACUGGACGACGACCCGGCGCACCAAGAACGCAGACUCGAAAACGGGCAUCGAGAACCCGGCCUCGGCCGACAUUCGCUGCUACCAGUCGGCCAACGCGGGCAGCGUGGCGACGGUGCCUGCUGGCGCGACGAUCCACUACGUGAGCAGCCAGCAGGUGAACCACCCGGGGCCGACGCAGUACUAUCUCGCGCGGGUGCCGGCGGGGGCGAGCGUGAAGACCUGGGACGGGAGCGGCGCCGUGUGGUUCAAGAUCAGCACGACGAAGCCGCAGGUCGAUGCGCAGAAGCAGAUGACGUGGCCGGCGCAGAACGAGUACAAAACCGCAAACACCACCAUCCCCGCCGCCGUCCCCGCGGGCGACUACCUCCUCCGCGUGGAGCACAUUGCGCUGCACAUGGCGAUGCGGUCCGGCGGCGCGCAGUUCUACCUCGCGUGCUCGCAGAUCACGAUCACGGGCGGGGGAAGCGGGAGUCCGGGGCCGCUGGCGGCGUUUCCGGGGGCGUACAAGGCGAGCGAUCCAGGGAUCCUCGUGGAUCUGAGCAAGAUUGCGAGCGCGCCGGAUAGCUAUCAGCCGCCUGGCCCGGCGGUGUGGACGGGGUAGGUCGUCGAGGAUGGGUUCAGGCGGGCUUGACGGUGCGCCGGGCUGAGGGGCAACACUCGACGUCACCCUCCUGCUCUAUUCCAUCUCUUCCCGCCCCAAUCCUCUCUCCUCCUAGCAGCCGCCCAGCCCAGCGGUGUGGACGGGGCACGUCGUGUCGCACAUACGCAGCGGGCGCACUACACCAGACAGGGGUCGACAUAGCGCCCCUACCACACGCAGUAUCACAUCCAGCACCAGGAACCCCGUUCCCUUUCCUUCCAUUCCACUGCAUCUCGUUCAACGCACUGAUUCUUCCACAAACCGCACCCCUCCCGACUGCACCGCCUAUCCCCCUGUUCGCCGAGCGUGCAUCUCCCGUCUUUCUCUGCCGCUUUGGUAAUGUACCGACUUGCCGUGUAACCCCUCUCCAUGUAUACCCUCCGGUCUAUUCUCUUUCGCACCUACCCUUUGCCUGUCUCUUCUACGUGCACGCCUGCUCAAGCUG
Molecule: messenger RNA, 1183 nt
Organism: Paraphaeosphaeria sporulosa
Lineage: Eukaryota; Fungi; Ascomycota; Dothideomycetes; Pleosporales; Didymosphaeriaceae
Exons: 4
Coding region: 1-699 (232 amino acids)
Source: RefSeq, a predicted model, not a curated record